AUGUUGUGCAAUCGGUUGCUCAACGUUGCGAUUGUACUGCACAGAGUGCGCUUUCCUAGUGUUCUACCAUCCUGCCGAAAUGUGCAUAACUCCGAUGGAACGAUCAGCGAAAAACGGAUACGCAACAUCGGCAUCCUGGCGCAUAUCGAUGCCGGAAAAACGACUACAACGGAACGAAUGCUGUACUAUUCCGGGCGUACGGAAAUGUUGGGCGAGGUAAUGCUGGGCAACACGGUUACGGACUUUUUGCAGCAGGAACGUGAACGAGGCAUUACGAUAUGUAGCGCUGCCGUUAGCUUUAACUGGAAGGAGCAUCGUAUCAAUCUGCUCGACACGCCUGGUCAUAUCGAUUUUACGAUGGAAGUGGAACAAUCACUCGGCGCAGUUGACGGUACCGUGGUCAUCCUAGACGGGUCUGCCGGUGUGGAAGCACAAACCGUUACUGUGUGGAGUCAGGCCGAUCGACACCGGUUGCCGCGUUUAGUGUUUGUAAAUAAAAUGGACAAAGAAGCAGCCGAUUUCGACGCUUGUUUGGUAGAUUUAAAGCAACAGCUAUCAACUGUACCAUUGCCACUUCAGGUGCCCAUAAAAGAGAAAGGAAAAUUGGUGGGUGUAAUUGACUUGCUUUCCUCGACUCAGAUAAUCUGGGACGGACAAAAUAAAGGCCGAUCGUACAAAGCAAUUCCAAUAGCCAAUGAAGAACUGCAUGAUGAAGUUCAGGAGAAGCUGUACGUGUUGAUUGACCUGCUUUCGGGACUGGACGAUAAUCUUGCUCAGGCCAUCAUUGAGGCGAACAGUUUCGAAAACGUGAAACUAAAUCUCGUACUAGAUGCCAUACGCAAUUGCACGUUGAAGCAGCAGAUUGUGCCCGUCCUGCUGGGAUCUUCGUACAAGAAUGUUGGAGUGCAACUGCUGAUGGACAGCGUGUUGAACUUUUUACCUGCCCCUUGUGAACGAAACCAGAUAUAUGACUGCUUUGGGACUGAUUUUGUUGGGAAGGUGUUCAAAGUUACGCACGACAAGCAGCGUGGUCCAAUUACCAUGAUCCGCGCUUUUCGAGGCACAGUAAAGAAAGGAUCCAGGUUUAUCACCGCUACUGGUGGUUCCGAGACGAUACAACGCAUAUAUGAACCGCUGGCCGAUGAGUACCGCGAAAUUGAUUCGUUUGGUGCAGGUAACAUAGGACUUUGCGCUGGACCCAAAGCGACAGUUACGGGCGAUUUGGUGGUGGCAAAUGCGGCCUCUUUAAAAAAGGCCUUAAAACGACUCUCCAUAGCUAGUGAAGAUGCUAAAGAGGAAGAGUCUUCCGAUGGCGAGCUUUUGCUUGCAUCAAAGUUGGGUUUGCAAACGAACAUACCGGAUGCAGUUUACUUUUGCUCGAUUGAACCACCGUCUUCUGGACAGCAAACUGCGCUAGAUAAUGCAUUACGCGAAAUUCAACGUGAAGAUCCAAGUCUUCGAGUGCGAUACGACGAAGCAACCGGACAAACUGUGCUCGGUGGCAUGGGACAGCUGCAUUUGGAAAUAGUAAAAUCUCGCAUUUUUACUGAGUACAGGAUCGAUGCAGAUUUGGGUCCGCUUCAAAUUGCCUAUAAGGAAACACUCGAAGAACCGAGUCGAGGACAGUGGACGGCGGAAAAGGAAAUAGCCGGUAGCAAACAAUCCGUGCACAUGGAUAUGACGAUUUUUCCCAAUGAAGCCGGGGAAGGUAAUGCAGAGCGUAUUGUGCUGGAUAAUUCUGCUGAUGCGCAAGAAACGCUAAAGCUGGUGCGUCCAAGACAAAUGGCAUUUUUCCGCAAAGGAGCAAUUGGUGCUCUACAGCGAGGUCCAAAGCUUGGUGGACAAUUGGCAAACUGUACUGUUAAGUUACAUGCGCUCACAAUCGGCCGAGGUACUGCUGACCCUUUCAUAAUGGCCGCUGCUGCCCAAUGCAUAGGAAAUAUACUAACGAAUGCACGCUGUCGUUUGCUGGAACCGGACAUGUUUGUGGAGAUUGUGACACCGAGCGAGUAUCUACCGCCUAUCCUAGCCGACUUGAGCCGACGAAGGGCACGUAUAGAAGAUGUUGCCCCACGUGGUUCGGCAAAUAAGGUGUUGAAAGUUAUCGCACCUCUGGCAGAAUUGGGCGACUAUUCGACUGUACUGCGGACGAUCAGUUCCGGCACAGCAAGCGUAUCGAUGGAACCGAGCGGCCAUUCCCUUAUGAACGAAUCGGACGAAGCGUCGGCAAUGCGGCGAUCAUUGGGUUUGGAGUAGGUCAA
Molecule: messenger RNA, 2261 nt
Organism: Anopheles maculipalpis
Lineage: Eukaryota; Metazoa; Arthropoda; Insecta; Diptera; Culicidae
Gene: mRRF2
Product: ribosome-releasing factor 2, mitochondrial
Exons: 3
Coding region: 1-2256 (751 amino acids)
Biological process (GO): mitochondrial translation; ribosome disassembly
Cellular component (GO): mitochondrion
Molecular function (GO): GTPase activity; translation elongation factor activity; GTP binding
Source: RefSeq, a predicted model, not a curated record